AUGGCUAUUGUGCUAGAAGGCGACACCGUGCAGGACAAGCAGCUUGCGAGCGUUAUUAUAAGCUACAUGAGCACGAAAUACUUCAGCAACAACCCGUGGUAUCUUUCGCUGUGGAAAAGAGCACAUGCGCUGCAAAAAACCGCAGACAUUUUGUUUCUCAUGCACAUGAAGGGAGUGGGCGCGUUCAGCUCGUGGAUCUACAUAAAGCUGCACGAGCACUUUGUGCAAAAAGGCUGCGCGUCCUGUGCGCACGCAAUACUGAUCGAAGGCAUAAAGGCAGGCGCAUAUCCCAGCGAAGAGCUGGAGGAGCGCGUUGACUACUCGGUGCCAAGAAUGCACUCGCUGGAAAAGCCAGAAAGAAUAAAGGCGUUCGGAAAGGAGUGGGUGCACAAAACCACAUACAUGCACCCAGAGCACAUCGUGCGGGCAGAGGGAGAAAACAUAACAUACAUGGAGUACAGGAUAAUCCAGCACCUUCGGGUUGCAAAAAGGCUGGAGGAGGAGGAAACCGAAAGAGGGCUCAACGAGGUGUCUCUUCUGUUUGGAAGCGUGCGGCCGAGGAGGCAGAGCAGCGAAGCCCCCAAACCCGCAAAAAAGCACCAGCCGAGCAAAGAAGAAGACGGAGGCGCGGACGAGCCAGAAGAUCCAAAUGCCGCUGUGGGCAAAGAUGCUGGCAAGGAACGGCCGGGCCAGCCCAGGGCUGCGGGCGAGUGUGCAUACGAAGCCGCUGGCGCAAAACCAGAGCCGCACAUGCUGCUGCAGAAAGAAAGCGGGCCACAGGAGAAGGACACCGAAGGCAUAGACACCAGCCAGCUGGAAAUUGCCCAGGACAUGGAGGAAAUGUACAAGGACGCUUUUUCGGAAAUACUGGCAGAGGAGUGCGGGAAGAGCCAUACGGACCUGUCCGUCCGGCUGGGCAGAGACAUGUCUGGCAGCAAGGACGAGCUGUACGAAAGGCAGGGCGUGGUUGUCUGCAGCGGAGCGUUUGGAAGCCCGUCUUUCGGAAGCAAAGUUGUCAUUAGGGAGAUGCUGUACAUUGUCAAAAAAAAGCUGGGAAAGGCCUCUUUUUUGGUCACGCGAAUUGCCAGCCUUGGAGACGGAAAUGUGACGCUGAAUGCGCAGGACUAUGUGCUCCGAGAAGCGGCGGAUGCCUCAGAGUACUCGGUGUCUAGGGCCCUGGAAAGCACCGGGUUUUCCGUUCCUGUGGAGGCGGCGGUCAAGUACCAGGACAAGUUUGUGCUGCUGUCUCCGUACAAGGAGAUGGGCGCGCUGGACCGGGCAGUGUCUCUGAUUUCCCAGAAGGAGGGCGGGCUGUCCGAGCUUCUGGCCGCGCACUAUGUCAUGGAGAUUCUUCGGGCAAGCGUGCGCGCAGAGAAAGAGGGGUACAGCCUAUGCAACUGCAAGCUCAAGGACUUUGUGCUGGUCGUGGAAAACGGAAAAAUUGGCCUUCGCAUUGCAAGGUACUGCAACGUGUCCACAGAGGAGCAGGUGCCGGUACACCUCUCCAGCAUGCUUGCGGAGAUACGGGCGGCUGCAAAGAUCGAGUACACGCAGACUCUUCUCGUGCACCCUCUGCCGUCCUCGGCAUGGGUCUCCAAGAUAGAGAUGUACCUGGCGCAAAAAAGAGAGGCGUCUGCCCUGCAGAACAUGUUCAUUGCGCAGGAGGUCUGCAUAUACGAGAGCGGGCAGAUGGACUGA
Messenger RNA from Nematocida major, 1698 nucleotides. RefSeq lists its product as uncharacterized. The record is from RefSeq and is a predicted model, not a curated record. NCBI's taxonomy places the organism in Eukaryota, Fungi, Microsporidia. Bases 1 to 1698 code for a protein of 565 amino acids. The transcript has a single exon.